CACCUUGCCACUAAAAUGUUCAUUCCCUUUGAGCAUUUUAUCUGUCCCAUUAUGCAUUUCGUCCUGGUGUUGCUACUGGGCGUGCCCGCCAUCAGCGCCGUAUCGCUUGUUCCGGAGAGCUAUAUGAAAAUCCCUUACAAUGCUGCCGGAAGCACGACCCCGUUUAGAAAUACUGCCAUCAAAAUGGCUCUGGAUCCUGAAGACGAGUUCCUAUACGUAAUUGGUGACUACAACUGGGACAACAAUGACGGCCGGGACGGCUUCGUCCACAUCAUCGACGUCCGUAACACGUCCGCACCGAGCAUCGUGCACUUCAAGCUCUUCUCCAACGCCAACGACGGCAUCCCGACAGACAUAGCGUUCUGCAGGUCCGGUAACACACAGAGAGUGGCCAUCACAUUCAAGUCGAACAACAAGGGGGUGGAGGGACAUCUGCAGGUCUGGAAACCUUACCUGCGUUUUGACAGAACCUUCACUCCAGAGAGAUCGCCCUCCACAGUGGGAGUGGACCCAGUGGCGGUAGUUGUUGACCCGACCUGUAGCUACUUCGUGGUAGCCAGUCAGUCAAGACCGUCCAUGGUGGCGGGAGUGUUUGAGGACAGGGAGCCCGAGAUUGAGAUCAUAGAACUCACCAGUGACGGAUCCGUCGUCGUCACAGUCUCUCUGGACACUGCUGUCAACCUAGACGAGAAUCACGUGCGGUACAGCUUCAGACCGACAGGCGGGAACAUCAAGACUCAGCUCGAGCCGUCCUACGUGUCCAUGGACGAGGCGCAAAACGUCUACAUCUCAUUCUCGGUGAACAAUGCCAUUGCCAAGUUCAACCUCCCACUGUACAGAGAUCCCGCCACUAGGAACGACAACCCUCUCAAGUUCUUCUACCAAGGGGAGAAACACUGGUCCAAUUAUAAGAUCGACUGUUCUGAUUCAGAAGAGGCCAGUUACCGUGUGAAUAUGUCUGCCAAGAACAUCUACUCGUUCUUCCAGUCGGAGACUCUAGUUCCGUUUAGGUGGACAGGGGAUAACGAAAUCUACCUGGUGGCGGCAGACACCGGGGCAUUCAGAACCUACACCGUGGCCAGGGACGGGAUCGACUAUCACGAGGGGAUCCGAGGCAGACAGUUCCAGUCUGGUGAUUUAGACAGCAGCACCGUACCCGUCUCCGAAUUGAGCAACAACAGGAUAUUAGGACGAAUGUACUUCAGUGGAAACCAGAUACCAACUGACGGUUGGAAUUCCAUUUCUAACAAAUUUGAAAAGGUGUAUGGUUUCGGCACGAGGAGUAUUUCGAUCUGGACGACACAGCGGGGAUCCGCCCAGAAUGAGAUACACGAGGUGUGGGAAAGUGGAAACAAACUCGCCAUGACAGUCGCCACCAACAAACCGGAAGUCUUUAAUGGGGACUGCAGCAGCACCUCUGUGACGCCGUCUGGGGAAUUCGACAGACGGUCACCACACAAGGGUGUUGAGCCAAAAGGUCUUGCUGUGACCACCUUUAACAAUCAGCAGGUGGCGGUGAUCGGCAGUGGAAGGAUGGGUGGACUGUUCGUGUAUCAUUUCGACGCCAACUUUGACGGCACGAUCCAUGGCGUCGAGGACAGCUUCCUCCGCCCAGGUCGCGUGGACGACUCGUGGGCCAAUCUCUAUAACAGCGUCAACCCCAUGGACGCCGGGCUGGGCAAAAUUGCUCAAAUACUUUCCAUCAUGCAUUUCGUCCUGGUGUUUCUACUUGGCGUGUCCGCCAUCAACGCUGCAGUACAACUUGUUCCGGAGAGCUAUGUGAAGAUUCCAUACAAUGCUGCCGGAAGUACUGUUCCAUUUAGAAAUACUGCCUUGAAAAUGGCGCUGGAUCCCCAAAGCGAGUUUUUAUACAUUCUUGGCGACUACAACUGGGACAACAACGACGGUCGGGACGGCUUCGUCCACAUCACCGACGUCCGUAACACGUCCGCACCGAGCAUCGUGCACUUCCAGCUAUUCUCCAACGCCAACGACGGCAUCCCGACAGACAUCGCGUUCUGCAGGUCGGGCAACACACAGAGAGUGGCUAUCAUAUUCAAAUCCAACAAGAGGGUCGUGGGGGGACACUUGCAAAUCUGGAAACCGUACUUGCGAUAUGACAGAACGUUCACUCAAGAGAGGUCGCCCUGCACAGUUGGGGUGGACCCAGUGGCGGUUGUCAGUGACCCUAGCUGUGACUACUUCGUAGUGGCUAGUGAGGCGAGACCAGGCAUGGUUGGAGAAGUGUUCGAGGACAGGGAGCCGACGAUUGAGAUUGUAGAGCUCACCAGUGACGGAUACGCUGUCGUCACCGUCUCUUUAGACACUGCUGUCAACCUGGACGAGAACCACGUGCGGUACAGCUUCAGACCGACAGGCGGGAACAUCAAGACCCAGCUCGAGCCGUCCUACAUGUCCAUGGACGAGGCGCAAAACGUCUACAUCUCAUUCUCGGUGAACAAUGCCAUUGCCAGGUUUAACCUCCCAUUGUACAUAGAUCCCGCCACUAGGAACGACAACCCUCUCAAGUUCUUCUACCAAGGAGAUAAACACUGGUCCAAUUAUAAGAUCGACUGUUCCGAUUUAGAAGAGGUUAACUACCGUGUGAACAUGUCUGCCAGGAACAUCUACUCGUUCUUCCAGUCGGAGACUCUGGUUCCAUUUAGGUGGACAGGGGAUAACGAAAUCUACCUGGUGGCGGCAGACACAGGGGCGUCCAGAACCUACAACGUGGAUAAAGACGGAAUCGACUAUCAGGAGGGAAUCCGAGGCAGAGAAUUUCAGUCUGGUGACUUAGACAGCAACACCGUACCCAUUUCUGAGCUGAGCAACAACAGAAUUUUAGGACGAAUGUACUUCAGUAAUAACCAGAUACCAACUGACGGUUGGAAUUCCAUUUCUAACAAAUUUGAAAAGGUGUACGGUUUCGGCACGAGGAGUAUCUCGAUUUGGACGACACAGCGGGGAGCCGCCCAGGACGAUAUACACGAGGUGUGGCAGAGCGGACACAAACUCGCCACGACAGUUGCCGCCAACAGACCGGAAGUCUUUAACGGGGACUGCAGUGGCGGCUGGCUGGCCCCGUCUGCCGAAUUCGACAAAAGGUCACCGCACAUGGGUGUGGAGCCAAAAGGUCUUGCUGUGACAACCUUUAACAAUCAGCAAAUCGUCGUCAUCGGCAGCGGAAGAAUGGGCGGGCUGUUCGUGUACCGUUUUGACAGCAACUUCGACGGGACGGUCUAUGGGGUAGAGGAGAGCUUCCUGCGCCAAGGCCUCGUGGACGACUCGUGGAGCAAUCUCUAUAACAGCGUCAACCCCAUGGACGCCGGGCUGGGCAGAAUUGCUCAGAUAUUGGUGAUUGAGAAUCCCAAUGACAACUCGGACAGAACAGUGGUCGCUCUCUGCCAGGGUCUCGGGGUCAUCGAGUUCUUCAAGAUGACCUCAGUUUAACUCACACAUAAAGGAUACAACACCACGAGAAAGAUGAAUGAAAGUGUGAGCCAGCUUUGAUAGGAUUUGAACCACUGUCGUCAGCUUCACAGUCCAACAGCUUCCCCACUGGACCACAGAGCUGUCUAAAACAAACAAUACUUCAGUUUAACAUACAAUAGAUGUCUGCCUU
Molecule: messenger RNA, 3622 nt
Organism: Gigantopelta aegis
Lineage: Eukaryota; Metazoa; Mollusca; Gastropoda; Neomphalida; Peltospiridae
Exons: 20
Coding region: 16-3450 (1144 amino acids)
Source: RefSeq, a predicted model, not a curated record